UCCAGAUAACCUCAUGAAGGUUUUUUCAGGAAUAAACCUCUACCCAUUAUUAGCCUGACGUGGGCAGGUCAGGUUUUAAUUGGCACUGGAAGGAAAGGUGAAUCAUCAGUGCAUGGCACUUACACAGAGUAAACAUGCUCACUUUUUGGAAAGGUACUAUAAAAUCACACCAUUUAAAGACAGGGAUGCUAAGGGCUCAGCAGAUUCGUACACAAGCAGACCCUCAGACUCUGAUGUCUCUUUGGAAGAAGAUAGGGAAGCAAUCCGCCAAGAAAGAGAGCAACAAGCAGCUAUACAACUUGAAAGGGCAAAGUCCAAACCAGUAGCAUUUGCUGUUAAGACUAAUGUGAGUUACUGUGGAGCUCUGGAUGAAGAUGUUCCUGUCCCAAGCACUGCCAUCUCUUUUGAUGCCAAGGACUUCCUACACAUUAAAGAGAAAUACAACAAUGACUGGUGGAUAGGAAGGCUGGUGAAGGAGGGCUGCGAGAUCGGCUUCAUCCCAAGCCCGCUUCGACUGGAGAACAUCCGCAUUCAACAGGAGCAGAAGAGAGGACGUUUCCAUGGAGGGAAAUCAAGUGGAAAUUCUUCUUCAAGCCUCGGAGAGAUGGUUUCGGGCACAUUUCGAGCCACUCCCACCUCCACGGCAAAACAGAAACAAAAAGUGACAGAACAUGUUCCUCCCUAUGAUGUGGUUCCAUCAAUGAGGCCUGUUGUCUUGGUGGGGCCAUCACUGAAAGGCUACGAGGUGACAGACAUGAUGCAGAAAGCUCUCUUUGACUUCCUGAAGCACAGGUUUGAUGGGAGGAUAUCAAUAACUAGAGUGACAGCUGACAUUUCUCUUGCUAAGAGGUCUGUUCUCAAUAAUCCCAGCAAGAGGGCAAUAAUUGAGCGGUCAAAUACAAGAUCCAGUUUAGCUGAGGUACAGAGUGAAAUCGAAAGAAUCUUUGAGCUGGCAAGGUCCUUGCAGCUGGUUGUCCUGGAUGCAGACACUAUCAAUCACCCUGCACAACUGAUCAAGACAUCUUUAGCACCCAUUAUUGUCCAUGUUAAAGUGUCUUCUCCAAAGGUUUUGCAGCGACUGAUUAAAUCCAGAGGAAAGUCACAAAGUAAACACUUGAAUGUUCAGUUGGUGGCAGCUGAUAAACUUGCACAGUGCCCACCAGAAAUGUUUGAUGUAAUUUUGGAUGAAAAUCAGCUGGAAGAUGCUUGUGAACACUUGGCAGAGUACCUUGAGGCAUACUGGCGUGCUACCCACACCACCAGUAGCACCCCCAUGACUCCUCUCCUCGGGAGAAAUUUAGGAUCCACUGCACUUUCACCAUAUCCUGCUGCAAUCUCUGGAUUACAGAGCCAGCGUGUGAGGCACAGCAGCCACUCUGCAGAGAACUCUCCCAUCGAGCGACGAAGUCUAAUGACCUCAGAUGAAAAUUACCACAACGAAAGGGCUCGGAAGAGCAGGAACCGCUUGUCUUCCAGUUCCCAACACAGCCGAGAUCACUAUGCUCUCGUGGAAGAAGAAUACUCUGACUCAUACCAGGACACUUACAAGCCCCACAGGAACAGAGGGUCCCCUGGAGGAUACGGCCACGAGUCACGACACAGGCUUUGAGUUCAAGAACCUGGGGAAAACCAAGUGUUCAUCCAGUUGAUAACUCGCCAUAUAACGUAGCUAGGAAAAAAAAAAAACAAAAAGAAAAGAAAUAGAAAUCAUCUUAAUUUGGCAGGUGUGACGUGGUUCUCCUGACGUUGCACUCUGCUGGCAUUUGGUGUUAAGUAGGGGGCAAAAAAAAAAAAAAAGUUGCCAUGCCCUUCCAUUUCUGCCCAAUCAUAGAGGUUGUUUUUUGGGUUUAUUUCCUUACUUAUUUUCAGUGCAGCGUUUGCAUUUCUAGCCAUACUUUUUUCUUGUCGUUAGGUAUUAGACACAUCUGUUUGUAAUUUAGGAUUCUUAUCAAGGCACCUAUAAAAUGAUUUCCUCUGCUGGAAAUUCCAAAUGACCAGUUCCAGUUGGAACCAAUAUAUAAACCAAUUCCUGUUGGAAUUUGGGUGAAUUGACUGGGAAGUCGACUUGAGCAUGUUGCAAUCAAUUGAAAACAAACAAAAACAACUGAAAAAUCUGAAAAUUACACACCAGUAGAAGCCAGAAAGUUAGCUACAGUGUUUGUUUGCUGGAAGCUCAAUUUACAUUUGAAGUUAGAAUAAAGGGAUUUGUUCUAACUAUUUACAUAUUUCCAGAACAGCUUAUUCAGACCAACCAAAUGUAAACUAUUGGGAGUGCCAAAUAUCACAAAUUAUUGCAGCAGUUACAGAAUACUUUCCAGUUUGAAAUUCUUUUUAGAGCUGGCAUGAAUGUUGCAGCAAAAGGGUUUCUCUAGUUCAGCCAGUACUGACAUUUUUGUUGUGGUCAGCAGUGAUGGACUGUGACAGGAUAAGGGGAAAUAGAAACUGGAAAGUGAACAAACUGCAGAGUGGUUUGUCUGGUUACCAGUUGAGAAUAGUCUGGGUUGUUUUUCCCUCUUGUUUAACCUGAACGCAGCUGGUUGUCCCAAAGUGGAACUUAAGUGUAGAGAUGCAUCAUGUUGUUUCUGCCAUUUUCAGUAUUCUGCCUUUUUCAGUGGAAAAAAACAAUCCACUCUUCUUACCCAGUCUGUAGAGUACCUCUAAUUCCAGUACCUCUGGGUACCCACCUACAUGUCACAUCUUUCAAAAUCCAUCUUGGAACGUCUGAAAAUUCCAGCAUCGCACAAGAACUCUCCAGAGGACCAGUUUAAAUUUCAGGCAUGAAACCCAAGGGAAGGGAGUGGGGUUAAAUAUUCAUUAGUGAUGAACCUUUCAAGUAAAAUAUUGCUCAGCAUUAGCUUGCAAUAAAAGUGGAGCAUCAGGAAAAAGUCUGCUCACAGUAAAGUCGUAGAGCUGACAUUUUUGAUUCAAGUACCAUGAUAGACAUUUGGAGAUAUUGCUGCCUUACUUUGAACAGUCACUUAUUUUCACCUACAGAGUCUUCAGUUUCUUUGAAUAGGUUAAUUGAUGUGAUUAGACCUUCUGUCUUACUUGAUCAGUGAAGCCUUAGAUCCAAUGUGGUUGAAAAAUGUGCCAUGAUUGACCGUCCUUUUGUACAACCCACUCAUGUCUUUCAGCAGAGACUCCUGGGAUUCCCCACUGCCUGCAGUUUCUGAACUGGACAGAACUAACCUGAAUGUGCAUGUUUUUAAUGCAGGUUCAUGUCAAAACUGGAUUUUUUUUUAUUUUUUUUUUUCCAAAAAUGAGAAUCAUUAAUUUUGUAUUUACUUACUUCCCAAAGCCUGCUAAAAGUAGGCUUUAAAAGCAUGUAGCACUAAAUUCACGGCCUGAAUAUUACAGUUUCUUCUACUUUCUGGACCAGUUAGUGAAGAUCACUGGUACUUCCCACCCCUGUUGAGUCUGGUUUAUCUUCUUGAUGUUAACAACGAGAGCAAGAAUCCCUCUGCUUUCUGGUCCAGCCAAAAAUGAUGUGCAUCUCCAGCAGCAUUCAAAAAUGGUGGGAUUAUGUUUUUUUAACAACUUCCCUGCCUCAGAGGCAUCCUCCAGCUGGGUGAUCCACAGGGGCCAGUUACCAAGAAAGUAAAAAUAUCUGCAUCCAUGGGAGUAACAGAGUUAAGAAUGGAUAGGACAGACCUGAUCCUGCUUGAUUUUCUCAGGCUGAAUGCCUCCAGAUUCCAGACGAGCAUUUAGGCUGGGAAAGCACAGCAAGAGCUGAUCUGGGAAUGGUAGCUCCAGCUGCCUUCUCUACUCUUUCCUGCUAUAGCACAGUGGAGCCUUCUCCAGGAAUUUUUACAAACCUUUGUUACGUGUACAGCACACAUACCUGCAUGAGAAAGGAGGCAUUAGGCAACACAUUUUUUUUCUAUAAGCUUUAAUAAGUUUCUUGUUUGUGUGCAUUAAAGUAUUAAUUGCAAAGGAUGCACUGAGAUGUAUAAACCUAGAUUAGACAGCUGUUUAUCUUUAUUCUGUAGUAGCAUUAGGGGUCAGAUCAUUUAACUGCUUGAGGAUAUCUGCAUUUUACUGGUAGGUGGCUGCAAAGCCCCUACAUAUAUUUUCUAGUAAACGAGGUUACUGCUUUAUCAUUUCCUAGACAAAAAUGUCAUUUAUUUCUGGAGCCUUUUGGAGCCUUGUUUUGAAGUCUUCCAUGUCAUGCUAGUAAAGGGAAAGAUCUCCACAACACGUAUGCACAAAUUCCAUCACCUGCAGCAUCUGAAGUGCCAAAACUACUUUCUUUGUUCUACUGAAAACAAGCUCGUGAGGGAAGUCGUGUAUUGUCUUGAGCAAACACAUUGAGUUCUUUAUGAUGUGGGUUUAAGUUUACUUUACUCUCGUGUGUGUUUACCCUCUCCUGUCCCACUACCCAUUCCAUUUUAAUGUAAGAAACCAGUUAUAAGUGAUCCAGCAGGUCUCCUUUCCUGCUGUUUUUUUUAAUUCUUGGAAGAUAGAUAUAUCUUUUAAGUACAAAUAUACUGAACAUGCUAAUAGAUGAUUAGUUUAUUCUAGACACAAGCUAUGGGAGCUCUUUAUUUUAUAAAUUAAAUUAUUUUUAGGAAACAUGGUAAUCAGUAAAAGCUGCAGUGUUGAUCAGGGCGUGUGAACUCCUAGUACUUGUGUUAGAAGCUCAGCAAUGCUAGCCAGCUGUAGUGUGAUUUUAUUAUGCAAUGGCACCAUAGAAAAUUGUGAAGUUCCUGUAUUCCUGAAUGAAGAGAAGUAAGACUAAUUUUCCAGUCCUCAUACUUCUUCUUCUUGUUAUUAAACUAUUAUUAAAGAUCAGGGUUCUGUUCCUAAGCUCUGGCUUAUACAGAGGAUUUUAGAAAUGUUUGUAAAACAUUGAAUUUAUUUUUUUUUUAAGUUUUGUUGUUGUUACCUGAGUUUUUCAUUAGGACACGUUUGGAUUCAAGACAAUUUAGCCAAUAAAGGUGAUGAUAACAAUCUCAGAAUCUAAAGACAAUAUAUGUCAGUGCUGUGAAUGAAUUAACAAAGUAUCUAAAAAAUCUGGAAGCCACUUUAAAGACAAUGAAUUGUCAAGCUUGAAAUUUCACAUCCUUGGGCAAGUUGUUUUUAACAGAUACACAGAUUCUGUUAGUGGCUCCAUAGAUGCACAUUGAUCCCAUGGGAUGUGCAGCUUCACAGCUGAUUAUGCUUUUCUGACUGAGUCUAUUAGGGAAUUAGGUUUAAGGGAGUGCAGCUGAAGCUGUUCUAUAUCAAACUGUGAACAGUGGGCCAAGUCAGAUGUUCAUUUUCUAGAUAGGUGGAUCUGUCAAGAGUCAGUUCCUCUGCUGGAGACUGGAUAGUGUGAUAGAGCCCGACCCCUCAUCUGAUCCUGACACCAAGUGGCACCCCUGGUUUUGUCCUGGGUAGGAGGCAAGUUUCUGCAGCCAGGGCUGUUGCCUCCUGCUCAUGGUGCUGUUCCUCAGCUGCUGGGCACUCAGCCUGCCCCAGGUUCCACACCUCCUGGACGCCAGCGAUGGCUGAAGGCAGCGUGCUGGGGCAGAGGGGCCGGGCACAUGCCCACAGGGGGAUGCUGCCCACAGAAGAGCCUCUCACUGAGUUUUUCUCCAGGUUUGGAAGCUGCUCCUGAAGUUGGUGUUUGGGGGUUUAAUCUUUUGUGCUCCUUGCUUUUAGGGUAGGAGAGGGCAGGUGACAGAAAGCAGGAGAGGUGGCUGUGGGAACAGCAGGGCCAGGGCGUCUCCUCUGGAUGCGGCUCCAGUUGGGUUUGACUGCACAUCUUCUGAGUUCAGUUGGGUCCCCAUGGCAUGGACUUCUCUGAAGCGUCCCAGAAUCUUCUAUCUUUACUGACAUGAGCAUUCCCAAAGGCCUAUUGCUAAUACCUUUACUUGGCAGCAUACUGAUUGGAGCAGGGCAGGGCUUUCGUGAGUCAUUUCUCCCUUAAGAAUGAACUGAGUCAUGUCCCUCUGCUGAAUUUUGUUCUGCAAGUUCAGUGCUUCUGAAGCCUGGCCUUGGUUCCAUGGUUUUCUUCUUGUUGUUUUAAGCAAAAAUAAUUGGAGACCACAAAUUGAAAGAAUCAGGUGCAUACUUUGUAAACUACCUUUUAUACAAACCUGGUUUUGCUCCUAAAAACGUGUCUUUCAAAGCCAGGUUAUAUUACCCAGGUUGGUAUUGAUCCAAGUUGGACACCUGGGGUUCUGCUGCCAUGGAUUUUGUUGCAGUUCCCUCUCAUUCCCUCAAGCAGUGCUCCCACAAAGAGUAACCAGAGUGUAAGAUGCUGUCAUGUAGCCAGUGUUAACUCUGGGGAAAUUAAGUUCCCACUAUCUUUAAAAUUAUGCCAAAAGAGACUGUAUUAUUUGAAGAGUCAUCACUUGAAUAACCUCUGAUAAAUAAGUAUUCAAGUCCAAUUUAUGUUAUAUAUUAAAAAAAAGAAAAAGUCUUGAAAAAUACAAGGAUAUUUUAAUAAUGUUGUAAAAUACAUGCAGGGAAUUAACCUGGAGAAAGAGCUGAAAGUGCUGCUUAGUACUGAAAUGAAGAUCUCUUUCAUUGCUUGUGGAAUCCACUUAAGGAGCCAAGAGAAGUAUUGUAAUUUAAUCCACACUGGGAGAAGGUAGAAAUAAUUUUUCAGUGUUAAUGAGGGUGUGUAAUCCCUUUAUUCCUUUGAAAAUGGUGAAGCUGGGGAGUAGCAUUGGCUUGUGCUUGGUGACCUUUGGUAGACUUGCCUUUCCCCCUGAAGUUUCCUGGCACUGAGUCACCAUCUGGAUUAGAUCCUACAGACACCUCCUCCUGGGCACAGUGUCGGUGCUGUCUUCUCCAAGAGUCACUCAGUGCAAGGUCUGGCCAUCAGUGUCACCCACUGAUCCCCGGGUGCCGUGUCAGUAUUUCCUGAGAGACACAAAUGCAGUUACACUGAACGCCCUGUGGUUUUCAUUCUACUCUCUGUAAGCAGUAGAAAAAAAAAACAAAAUCCAUAUAGUGAGAAAACACAUUGUACAGGACAAAACACUAUAUGCUGGCAACGGUGUAAAAACAGCAAGGAAAAAGAAGCACAUUUGUAAUAGCACAAAGUUAUAAUUCCACUCUUGCAUUUGGCAUUGUAUUUUUGAAACAAAACAAAACAAAAAAGGGGGGGGGGGCUUGUGUAGGUAUUUUGAUCCAGCAUCAGUGGAUUUAUUGCAUUUGUGAUCAGUUUAACCUGCUGCCUGCUCCUUCAGCAGCUCAUUUCUAAGCCUGGCAUUUUGCAUAUGUGAUUGAUUCCUGAAUAAUUUGCAUUCCUUCCGUACUAACUGAUGGGGGGGGGGGAGGGGGGAAAGAACCUUUUAAAAUUAGAAAUUCCACUGCGUUCCUUUCUGCUGAUUUCCUCCUCAAAACUGAAAUGACAUGAAUAACCUUGUAUUGGGGCCACUGUGUAGAUUUUGGCAGGUGACUGAUGAUUAUCCCACAAACACACCCAGGAGCCCGAGGUCAGGAAUGAGAUUCUCCUGGUAAGGAAGUUCCUGGGGCUACUGAGCUACUUGCUUUUGGGUAUGGGGAAGAGAAGGAUGUCACACCCUAGGAGCUGUGGAUGAGCCCACCCAGAAGUUCCACCGGUGUUGCUGAGAGUUUAAAAUGUAAAGGCAAGUCAGCAGAAGGAAUGGCUGCUGAGGCUGGGGGGCGGUGGCACUGGCAACACCCCUGGUCCUCUGCUCGUGGAGAGAGGGAGUCGGGGAGGCUGGGCAGGAGCAGCUCAGGGAGAGAGUGGAGCACAAGGUGGUCUGUGAGCAUGAGGCACGGGGGUGAAGGGAGGAGGUGAGAACAGUCAUCCCAGCUGCAAACAGUGGACCUUGGGCUUCUCAGAUCCCUGGAAGUCUUGUUGCUCUCCCCAGCUGGUUCCCAGUGAUGGCUCAGCAGUGGCACCUCACUGGGAGCCAGUUCAGAGUCACGCUGGGAAGGGCAUUCCUGCCUUUACUAAAAAAAAAAAACACAACAACAAAACACCACGAAUUUGUGUUUUCUUUUCUGCUGAUUUGCCCCUUUCUGUUUUUACUUCUAUAGAUACUGUAUGUGUAGCACUCUACAAGGCAUGCUGGGUAAAAUAUACUAUGCAAAUGUGUACAGUGUUGCAUGCUUUGCUCUCCCUCUGCUUUUAGUGGCUUUCUAAGAAGAGGAAGAAGAAGAAAAAAAAAAAAAGUGUUGUUAUUUUUG
Molecule: messenger RNA, 8151 nt
Organism: Apus apus (common swift)
Lineage: Eukaryota; Metazoa; Chordata; Aves; Apodiformes; Apodidae
Gene: CACNB4
Product: calcium voltage-gated channel auxiliary subunit beta 4
Exons: 13
Coding region: 113-1609 (498 amino acids)
Biological process (GO): chemical synaptic transmission; regulation of voltage-gated calcium channel activity; neuromuscular junction development
Cellular component (GO): voltage-gated calcium channel complex
Molecular function (GO): protein binding; high voltage-gated calcium channel activity
Source: RefSeq, a predicted model, not a curated record